AAUGCCAACUGCGAGCUGCCAUCACGUGGUGCGCUUUAUGAUUUCUGCGCUCUGGAUUUGUCUCCAGUUGCGCUGGAGAAGAGACUCUCACUUAGCGGAGCUUUCGCUCUCACCUCAGCCAGCCGAGAGGAUGAGCGGAUCCGUGUCUGGGCUUCCUCCGCGGCGGUUCGUCCUCCAUGCCUCCGUCUGAACAAGUUCAUUGUGUCGGAUGUUUCCCCUCCGAGCGGUACUUGGGAGAGAAUGCUUCUUCUCGUUUUUGCGACUUUAUUUGGAGUCCUUCUCGACGCAGGAGAUGCCCUUCAGAUCCAGUGCUACCAGUGUGAGGAGAUGAAGCACAGUGACUGCUCCACGCCGGAGUACAUUGUCAACUGCACCGUCAAUGUACAGGACAUGUGCCAGAAGGAGGUGUUGGUCAAACCCGAUGGAAUACAUUAUCGGAAGUCCUGCGCCUCCUCCGGGGCUUGCCUCAUCGCCUCCUCUGGCUACCAGCAGUUCUGCACUGGCAGGCUGAACUCAGUCUGCAUCUCCUGCUGCAACACCCCGCUCUGCAACGGGCCCAGGAGGAAGCGUCCCGUCCCUUCGGCGGCGAUGUCCAGCCCGCAGGCGAACCGGCCACUUCUCCUUUCCCUGACCUUCCUCCUGCCGCUGCUGACACUCCUCCCUGUGACGUAGACUGAGGAUCCCAUUACAUCUCCACUGUGCACCUUGGAGCUGGGACCUGCCGUGAUAUACUGAAGGAGCAGAUUUGGACACCACACUGGCUUUGUAUCUUCUCAGCGUCAUGAAAAACUGUUAAUAUGAUCUAUAUAACGCUGUUACCACUGAGAAUGACACUGGAGAAGUGGAAGCAUAGAGAGCUUUCUGAAUCAUUUAUUGCUCUUGUUUCUAGAGAAGGACCAGCCAGUCUGCAUCUCUCAAUUCCUUUGCUUUUUGUGAAGUGAAGCGUUUUGUGAGGAACCUGCUUUGAAGUUAUUUUCUGGUUAUUACACGCUGUAAAAGGUGCUGGUAGAAGUUAUUGUAGAAAAAUGAUAUUUUUAAGCUUUUAUUUUGUGGGCUUUAUUUGAUUGAUGGUUUGAAACAGCAGUGUUAAUUUUCUUUCUUGUUAACACUGUUGCUGUUGUUGCUCAAAAUACACAAUUUUCAUAUUUUGAAUUGAUUAUGACAGAACUGAUAUUAUGAACCCAAAAUAUACUUUUGUUCUUUAUAUCAUACGUGAUGAUGAAGAAGGCACUUUGUUUCAGCCAUAUAAGAAUUGAAUUUAAAGGCUUCUGAGGUCUUUUGCAUCAUAUAAAUGCAUAUUUUCCACUGCCGCACAGUAUUAAUUGACAUUUUGGAAAGCCUGUUUGUGUGUUAUUGCUUAUUCAUCCUCAAUCAUUAUAUUUAAAAGUUGAUUCUGGCAUUCAAUAAGCUGAUUAGAUAUAUUAAUUAGACCUUAAUAUAUUCCUUUGGAAAAUUAGAUAUUGAACUGUCAGAGAGCUAAACUUGGAAACACCCAGUACAAGUAAUUAUAAAAUGUAUAUUACAUAGACAUAGUGCAGUAUAAGAACAAGCUAUAAGCACAAAUAUAUUCUCACUAGAGAAAUGCUUCAGGGUGAUAUCAGCCAUAUUUCCCUUUAAGUUUAUAUUUCUUUAGAACAUUAAAUAAUUAAACAUAUGCCCAGAUCAUAGCUAGUAUUGCAUGUAGCCAAAGCUGUAGACCAAAUAUUGCACUUUACAAUCUACAGCAAUGAAACAAAAUUUGACUUCCUGUGUGGAUCUUAUUUCCAUGUCCAGAUGGGUAUUUUGUCCAAAAUUGCAAGUUUAUAUUUCCCUUUAAAUGAUUUAUUUGCCCAUUUAUUUGUUUCAUGACGUUCUAUUUCACUGAUUUUAGUUUAUUGCUUUUUUCAAUCUGUGCAGUAUUAUAUUUAACUGUAGUGAAUGAGCUGUAGACAACAACGAUGCAGACAUGUUCUAACUGUAUUUUAAUGCCACAUUAAACAUUGAAGGUGUUAAUGAUCUUGAGAAGAGCAAAAGCCAAGAAAGUGCGCUGAGGUUCCACAUCAAUUAGACGCUGUUUUCACAUUAUUACGAUAUUGUUUUCAUAUUAAAAAGAAUGUUGUAUGUUGAUUUAUAUUAGAAGACUUGUUUCCGAGCGUAAACCAAAAAAUUAGAUAGACCAUCCGAUAAAAUGUUCAUGGCA
Messenger RNA from Siniperca chuatsi (mandarin fish), 2179 nucleotides. RefSeq names its product ly6/PLAUR domain-containing protein 1-like. Gene Ontology annotation, biological process: acetylcholine receptor signaling pathway. Lineage: Eukaryota; Metazoa; Chordata; Actinopteri; Centrarchiformes; Sinipercidae. Bases 241 to 672 code for a protein of 143 amino acids. The record is from RefSeq and is a predicted model, not a curated record. The transcript is spliced from 4 exons. Gene Ontology annotation, molecular function: acetylcholine receptor inhibitor activity.